Messenger RNA from Amborella trichopoda, 4351 nucleotides. RefSeq names its product filament-like protein (DUF869). The record is from RefSeq and is a predicted model, not a curated record. Lineage: Eukaryota; Viridiplantae; Streptophyta; Magnoliopsida; Amborellales; Amborellaceae.
ACAAGGGGAAGACGGCGAGUGAAAGUGUAUUACCACCUGACUAACUGAGACAGUUACACAAUCUCUGUCUCUCACCCUCCACAAGACUUCAGUUUAUGUAGGAAGAGAGAAGAAGCUGCACUCUCUUGUGGUAAUGGUGGCCUAAAUUUUGUUGGAAAGGGGAGGAGAUAUGGCAUGCACAAAACCUCUCUCUGCAACUGAAUAUUGAUGCAGCACCUAAAGAAGGCACCUUGUGACACUCAUCACUCGAUUGGAGGCAGGCUUAAGAGACACCGUGUUACAGUGAGGAACUUUUCUUGGAGGGACUACACAAUCCUUUUGUUAUGGUUGCAAGUAUUCCAGUUUCUCAAGAUAGUGACUCUAAUGUGCUUCCUUCUGUGCACGUUGCAUGCAAGAUACUGGAAUCUCUGUCUGUCCUUGUUGAUCAUAUGCCUAUCUGUGUUAUGAUGAGCUGAAUCCAUCAUAAUAGAUUCCCAUGCCCUUCCAUUAACCCCUCUAACGAUGCACUGACCAACUGCAAGAACAAGCACCCUAUAUUCAAUUCAGAUCAUUGUUCGAAGAUUCGGCCCUGCUGACUCUGACUCGGCUUGGGCAGGAUGGCAAGGCAAAUUUGGUAUACAAGCUCCAGGCAACGAUUUAGGAAAGACUUUCAAUUGGCAGUAUGGAUCAUAAAACCUGGCUAUGGCGGAAAAAACCUUCUCAAAAGACUAUAGUGGUGGGUGAGAAAUUGAACCUUUCAUCAAAUGAAAGUGAAGAACAGAAUAAUGAGAUUGACAAAGUUGUCGAUUUGGAAAGAUCCUUGAAAGAUCUAAAUGAAAGGCUAUCUUCUUCCCUCAAUGAGAGUAGAGCCAAAGAUGAUAUUGUAAAGCAACAUUCAAAGGUGGCAGAAGAAGCCAUUGCCGGCUGGGAAAAGGCAGAAGCUGAAGCUGCAUCCUUUAAGCAAGAAUUGGAUGGGGUAGUAAGGCAGAAGGUAGCUGCAGAAGAACGCAUUGUUCAAUUGGAUGCAGCUUUAAAAGAAUGUACAAGACAGCUGCGUCAUGUUCGUGAAGAACAGGAGGAGAGGAUUCAUGAUGCAAUCAUGAAGACAACAAGGGACAUGGACAAGGUUCGGAUUGAGAUAGAGGAAAAGCUUUCUGAAACAAGUAAGAGACUCAUUCAAGUAACUGCAGAUAACAACCAAUUGCAUAAAGCCCUUCAAGUUCAAGAGAAAUUAAUUGAAGAGAUAAGUGAGAGGAAGUCGCAGGCAGAAGCAGAUUUCAAUGCAUUAUUGAGCAGAUUAGAUUCAGCAGAAAAAGAUAACUCUGCCUUGAAAUAUGAGGUUUGCAUGCUUGAGAAGGAGCUUGAAAUUCGAAAUGAAGAGAGAGAAUACAAUCUAAAAUCAUCUGAAGCAUCACGUAAGCAACAUUUAGAGAGCAUGAAAAAGAUAGCAAAGUUGGAAAUGGAAUGCCAGAGAUUACGCCUUCUGGUUCGGAAGCGAUUGCCAGGGCCUGCUGCUCUGGCACAAAUGAAAAAUGAAGUUGAGAAUUUGGGAAGGGAUGCAUUUGAUCAAAGGAAAAAGAAGUGGAACGCAUCACAUGGUUCAGCUCUAAUUGUAAGAGACUACUCUCUAUCUGAUGAUGCUCAGGAGGCUGCCAAUAAGAGAAUAUCUAUUUUAACAGAGAGGUUAUGGGAAAUGGAGGAAGAAACCAAAAUUCUCAAGGAAACCCUGACCAAGAAGAACAGUGAACUUCAAUCUUCAAGGACCAUGUGUGCACGUACAGUUUCCAAGUUAUCACAAGUAGAGGCACAACUUGGAGUUUUCCUUAAAGGAGAAAAUUGUCUAGAGUUAAUGAGGAGCCCUAUCUCACAUGAUAUUAGCCUCUCUUCAAUAUCUGAAGAUGGAGGUAAAGAAGAUGAAGCUAGCUGUGCUGAAUCAUGGGCUUCUGCUUUAAUCUCAGAGCUCGAGCAUUUUAAGAAAGAGUCACCAAAUGUCCCACCAUCAUGUAGGUCACUUGGGGCUACUGAACUGAGUCUGAUGGAUGAUUUUGUUGAAAUGGAACGAUUGGCUGUAGUUUCUGCUGGUAAUCCCCAAGAAUGUAUGCAUCCUAAUUCUACGACACAUGGUAAUGGAGGUGAGAAUGGCCACUUUAAGACUGAACAGAGUGAGCCUUCAUCAGAAGUGACUGGCAAGGAGCUUGUCCCCUACAGUGAUGGUCACAAAGGAGUGGAUAAUGAGAGUCAGAAUCUCAUACUAAAAUAUCCUUCUAAAGAAAAAUUCUCAAGUUGGCUGCAUGAUCUCCUGAAAAACAUCCUUCAGGAUCGUGUUUCACAGAAGUGUUUGGAUGAUAUACUGGAGGAGGUUAGGAUCGCUGUUACAGUUUAUCUGUAUUCUUUGUCUGAGGAAGCUAUUGAUUUGAACAAAUGCUCAAGCAAUUCUGAAACUCUGGAUUCCCCUAUUGUGAAUAGUCACAUCUCUUGGAAAUCUCCUUUGGCACCUCCUUGCAUGAAUUUAUUGGAUGGAGUGUGUGGGACCCAUUUAUUUUUCAAGGAAGGAAAUAAGCAUUCUAUUUCUCCUAGAUUAAACAAAGCUAUCAGCAAAAUAAUUGAGCUUAUUAAUGGGUUAAGUCCAACAAUUCUUACUGAUUAUAAUGAUAAUCAGUUCGCUUUUAAUAAAGGGGAUCAGUCACUACCAUACAAGAGCCCAAAUGCAAAUACAGGCUACACUAUGCGUGUUUUUCAGUGGCAGAGUACUGAAGUUAAAGCAGUCAUUCAGAAAUUUUCUCAGGUCUGCAAUGAUCUUUUGCAGGGAAAUGCUGAUCUUGAUCGAUUUGCUGUAGAGUUGAGUGCAACAUUUGACUGGAUUGUAAGCCAUUGCUUUUCUCUUCAAGAUGUUUCGAAUAUGAAAGAUGCAAUCAAGAAAAAUCUUCAUUGGGAUGAGCAGUCAUGCAGUGAUGGUGAACUUGAAGAUGAAGCUCAUCAUACUCCAAGAUCUAAAGAUUCAAAGCAUAUGAUUCAGAAAUCACCUUCUGAUAGCUCAGCAAGUCAAGACAAGGAAGAUGUCGAACAUAAGCUUAGAGAAGAAAAUGAGAGACUGAAUUUGGAAAUAUUGAAUGUGACAUCAGAAAAGAAAUAUUUGGAACACAGUUUGCAGGUGGCAACUGAAACUAAUGAAUCUUUGAAGGUUCAACUUCAGGAUUUGGAGCAAAACAUAGCAAACAUACAAGAGGAGCUGGCAGCAAUGAAAGAAUCCAAGGGACUGAUUGAGGAUCAAAUGGAAAAUCACAAGCUAUUAAAUGAAGAUCUCGACACCCAGCUUUCAGUUGCCAAAGUUGAAUUAAAUGAAGCACACCAAAAGUUUACUUCUCUGCAGGUUGAGCUUGAGGACAAGAAAAAUUGUAGUGAAGAGUUGGAGGCAACCUGUCUCGAACUACAGCUUCAGUUGGAAAGUGUGGCAAACAAAAAAUUAUCCAAGCCUGAUAUGGAUGGAGAGGAAAUGCAAAUGAGAACGAAUUGGGAGAUUUCAGCCGCAUCAGAGAAGCUGGCAGAGUGCCAAGAAACCAUCUUGAACCUGGGGAAACAGUUGAAGGCACUUGCAGCACCACAUGAUGCUGCGCUCUUCGAAAAGGUCGUCAUCUCCUCCACAAACCGCCGCCCUUCCCUAUUGGAUCGGCUCAUAGAGGAUGAUGAGAACACAAAGGCAACUGAAAACCAAAGAUCAUCAUCAUCCCCCAAGACCAAGGAAAUCAUUUGCUCUGCUGAUGCCCCACCGGCUGGUUUGUUCUUUGGCAGGAAUGUAUCUUCUAAUCUCAAGAAGGCUGCUGAGAAGCCUGUUGGAAAUAGUUUUCACGCUUCUCCAGUGAAGUCUCCUAGCCAGUUCUAUGGGUUGAAAACUAUGGACACCAUAACCAGUGGUGGAUCUCUUUCUAUAGUGCCUAAGAGACAAUCUGGGGGUGUCAGUCUACUGAAGAAGCUGUUACUGAGGAAGAAGAGAGGAAGCAAUAAGAAGACUUAAUGCUUCUUUUUACAUAUCGAAAGAGAGAGGCAUAAAACAUAAUAGAAGUUUUAAAGAGUGCUGUGAAUGUCUUUGAAUCCUAUGGGUCAUUAUGAAAGGGAAUGAAAUGAAUGUAAUGAAUUAUUGGUUUUAAGAGGAAGGUGUGGGAAGAAUGGAAUAAUGGGGUAGGUUGGUUUUAUAGUUAACUUACUAGAGUCUGGUUUUUGUAAUUGUGCAUUUUUUUUUUCUUUUCCAUUUGAAUUUUGGAAGGGGGAAGAGUGGACUGAGGGAGGGAAUGUGGUUAGAGUUUUGAAGGAUUUGGAGCUUGUCUAUGGUUUGUAUUUAAUGUACAUACGUGUUAUGAAAAGUUUGAUUUUCUGC